AUGGAAUUUAAAGUAACUGUUGACAAUAAUAAGCAAGAUGAAGAAGGAAAGGAAGAUGAAGGUGCAGAGGGUGUAAAUAUAAACGAGAAUAAUGAUGCCCAAAAGGAUGAAUUGUCGACAGGGUCAGCAAGUCCAUCUUCAAGCAACUCUUUGGACGUCCCCGAAGUGCAAACGACCACAACUUCAUCAUUAAUCAAGUCGAAAGCAACAAUUCCACGAUCAAAAGAUGCACGAAAUCGUCUCUCAACACAUUCACUUCUCUUAUCACGUCAACAUUCAAAUGAUUCGCCGCACGAUGAUCUCGAGCGUAAUAUUCCCGUCACACUUAUUGACCAUGAAACUGGACUUAAACGAUCUCAUGAGAAUGAUAAUCGAAAUUUGUAA
Molecule: messenger RNA, 384 nt
Organism: Clunio marinus
Lineage: Eukaryota; Metazoa; Arthropoda; Insecta; Diptera; Chironomidae
Source: the annotation of a GenBank genome assembly